Messenger RNA from Chrysochloris asiatica (Cape golden mole), 1959 nucleotides. RefSeq names its product thrombospondin-type laminin G domain and EAR repeats (gene TSPEAR). The record is from RefSeq and is a predicted model, not a curated record. Gene Ontology annotation, biological process: signal transduction. The transcript has 12 exons. The coding region runs from base 154 to 1959 and encodes 601 amino acids. Lineage: Eukaryota; Metazoa; Chordata; Mammalia; Afrosoricida; Chrysochloridae.
CGGGCAGGCAGACACGGCUGCCAUAGCUCAGAUCUGCACCCCCUGGACAUCCUGGCAGAAGGAGUCCCUUCUAGCAGUGCUGCAGGUGGAGUCAGGGUGGUUCAGGCUCAGGGUGCUCGAGGACUCCAACUCUCAGCCACCACACCCCACACCAUGAGCUUCCCUGCAUCACGGAUUUUCAUCAGAUGUGACCUCUUCCCUGAAGAAUUCUCCAUCGUGGUAACCUUGAAAGUUUCCAGUCUUCCACCCAAGAAGAAUGAGUACCUGCUCACGGUGGUGUCGGAGGAGAGAGGUACGCUGUUGCUCGGGCUGCGGUACUCGGCCAGCAAGCUCCACUUCCUGUUCCUCAGCGAGGACGCCUCGGGGGCUUGGCAGACCCGUGUGUCCUUCCGGAAUCUGGCACUGAUGGACAGCCAGUGGCACACGAUGGUCUUGGCUGUGUCAGAAGGAUCCUUCUCCCUCACGGUGGACUGUGGUCUCCCCAUAGACAUAACUGCUGACAUGCCCUUCCCAGCCACCCUCUCUAUGCAAGGAGCCCGGUUCUUCAUUGGCAGCCGGAGAAGGACAAAAGGUCUGUUCACGGGUCUGAUACGGCAGCUGGUCCUGCUUCCGGGUUCUGAUGCCACUCCCCAGCUGUGCCCCAGCAGGAACCCUGCACUGGUUGUGUUGUCUAUUCCCUCAAUCCUGCAGGAUCUCACAGGAAAGCCAGAAGAUAAUGAGGUUCUAAAAUAUCCCUAUGAAACUGAUGUGAAGGUGACAUUGGGGCCACAGCCCCGUUGUACCCAAAUGGAAGAUGCUCAGUUCUGGUUCGAUGCUGGCCGGAAGGGACUGUACCUCUGUGUCGGCAGCAAGUGGAUCUCUGUGUUAGCAGCCAAAGAAAAACUGGACUAUGUGGAGGAGCAUCAGAACCUGUUCACGAACUCAGAGACCUUGGGCAUCGAGGUCUUCAUCAUCCCUGAGGUGGGGCUCUUUGUAGCAACGGCCAACCGGAAAACCACUUCUGCCAUCUACAAGUGGACCGAUGGGAAGUUUGUUUCUUAUCAGACCAUUCCCACACACCAGGCGCAGUCCUGGAGACAUUUCACCAUCGGAAAAAGGAUCUUUCUGGCAGUGGCUAAUUUUGAACCAAAUGAUAAAGGCCAAGAGUUCUCUGUCAUUUACAAAUGGAGCCACCGGAAACUAAAGUUCACUGCAUACCAGAGGAUCACCACCCAUAGUGCCCGUGACUGGGAGGCCUUCCAAGUGAAUGGAGAGCACUUUCUGGCUGUAGCCAACCACCGUGAAGGUGACAACCACAACAUCAACAGUGUCAUCUACAAGUGGAACCCGACGACCCAGUUCUUUGAGGCCAACCAGACCAUCGCUACUUCUGGUGCUUAUGACUGGGAGUUCUUCACUGUGGGGCCCUACUCCUUCCUGGCCGUGGCCAACACCUUCAAUGGCACCUCCACAAAAGUGUACUCCCACCUGUAUAUCUGGCUUAUUGGCUCCUUCCAGCUCUUCCAGUCCUUUUUGACAUUUGGUGCUGCAGACUGGGAAGUGUUCCACAUUGGAGAGAGGAUCUUUCUCGCCGUCGCCAACAGUCACAGCUACGAUGUUGAAAUGCAAGUACAAAAUGACUCCUAUAUCAUCAACUCGGUCAUCUAUGAGCUGAAUGUCACUGCGCAGACUUUUGUCAAGUUCCAGGAUAUUCCUACCUGCAGUGCCCUGGACUGGGAGUUCUUCUCUGUGGGAGAAGACUAUUUCCUGGUGGUUGCCAAUUCCUUCGAUGGGAAUACCUUCUCGGUAAACAGUAUUAUUUACAGGUGGCAGGGGUACGAAGGUUUUGUAGCUGUGCACAGCCUCCCAACAUUUGGCUGCAGAGACUGGGAGGCCUUCAACACCACAACUGGCUCCUACCUCAUGUAUUCCAGUGCCAAGGAGCCCCUGUCUAGGGUCCUGAAGCUGAGGACAUGGUGA